Nematostella vectensis (starlet sea anemone) is the source of this 657-nucleotide messenger RNA. Its product is annotated as protein CFAP141. The record is from RefSeq and is a predicted model, not a curated record. The transcript is spliced from 5 exons. Lineage: Eukaryota; Metazoa; Cnidaria; Anthozoa; Actiniaria; Edwardsiidae. Bases 137 to 409 code for a protein of 90 amino acids.
GCAGUAGGUCCCAACCUUCUUGCUUUGCUUGAUAAUUCCCUAUGAGUUUAUUGCUGCAAUAUUCAAGCUACCAUCAAAACCCAAAACAAGACUCAUCACAAGGACAAAUAAAACAAGGCCAUCACAAGCAAUUAAGAUGGAUGAGAUGAUUUCAUCGCGGGAAAGAAGUGAACAACUAGCACAGCAAGAACUGGAACGAUCUUCAUGGCUGGCAUCACUUGACGAGAAAAGCGAAAAGAGGAGGACGGCACGGGAAUUAGUCGCACUAAAAGAAGAAAGUAAACAUGGAAAUAGGGAAAUUCUGCUGUUAAGACGUUCCAGGCUUCGGCAGCUCAUCAACCAGGAGCUACAGGAACAAGAAAAAGAAUUAAACGCCAUCGGGGUCGCUUUUUACGUCAAGAGGAUAUAACAAAGGGACAGAAUCUAAGAAUUUGUCCAAAUAUAUGAAGAGUUUUAGCGCGAGCUUUCCCAUUCAUCCCGUAAGAACCAGUAGCGGAUCUACGGGGGGUUUUAGGGGGUAACCCCCCCCCCCCCCCCACCCCUUGGGCUGUCUUUUAUAUUUUUUUUUUUAUUGUGUCUGUUCAUUCCAAAAUCGUUACGAAGGUAGAAUAUGAAGAAAAAAUUUUGGCGAACCCCUCUUUGUGACACCAAGAAUCA